This is a messenger RNA of Daktulosphaira vitifoliae (grape phylloxera), 711 nucleotides long. RefSeq lists its product as uncharacterized. The record is from RefSeq and is a predicted model, not a curated record. NCBI's taxonomy places the organism in Eukaryota, Metazoa, Arthropoda, Insecta, Hemiptera, Phylloxeridae. The transcript has 6 exons. The coding region runs from base 56 to 586 and encodes 176 amino acids.
ACAAAAGUAAAAUUUUAACAUAAUUCAAAGUUUUUAGGUAGAUUUUCAAAUAAAAAUGAAUAAUAUUAUAUUUCUAGCAUUGUUUUUUUCUGUUUCAUUAUUGGGUAUCACAGUCAGAGCAUUUAAUCAACUGCAAGAAUUUAUCAAUUUUAAUAAAGUUAACGCAAUAGAUUCCCUCAUGAAAUGCUUUGGAAGGCAUAACAAUGAAUAUGAAAAUAUUGUUAACGAAAAAAAUAUAGAUGAAUUUAUUGAAAGAAUAACCAAAAUUUGUGAAAAUUUUUGCUCGCCUAAUAAAAAAGUAGUAUCAGAAUAUAAACAAGUUGAAGAUUUCCUGUGCAAUACAAUGGAUACGUCAUGUAAAAUAGUCACUAGACAAUGUUUUAAAAAUUUCCAUAAGGACCUAUUUUCUUUUUCGGACAGAACGUCAAAUUUUUUAGUAUGGAAAGUUUUGAAUGACCGUGAUAAAAAAUUAAUAAGAGAUACAGGAUCAAAAAUAAAAGUUGAUUUUGAAAAUGAAGAAACAUCAAUGUUACAAAAGUUGGCAUCAUUGCUAAAUUACUACCAAACCGAAAAUGACAAGAAUUGAAAAAUUAUCAACUCUGAACAUUAUAUUUUUAAUUUAUAAAACAUAUAAAAUAUAUAUUUCACACAUAAAUACAUUUUUAUGUACGUUUUAAAAAUAUCGAUUGAAAUAAAUUUUUUUGUUUUCGA